AGUACGGUACAUACUGCCUACGAAUGCGCAAGCGCGUUCUUAUCGGUUUGAUGCAAAAGGAAAAUGGCGGGGACGAUAUCUGUGGCUGGUGAAGUGUUUGUGGAUGCUUUGCCUUACUUUGACCAGGGCUAUGACGCUGCUGGCGUUAGAGAAGCGGCUGCUGCUCUGGUGGAGGAGGAAACUCGCAGGUACCGACCUACAAAGAACUACCUGAGUUACCUGCCCACACCUGACUUCUCUGCCUUUGAGACUGAGAUCAUGCGGAAUGAGUUUGAGAGGCUCGCUGCCAGACAGCCGCUGGAGCUGCUCAGCAUGAAAAGAUACGAGCUGCCGGCCCCCUCGUCUGGCCAGAAGAAUGACAUCACCGCGUGGCAGGAGUGUGUGAAUAACUCCAUGGCCCAGCUGGAGCACCAGGCGGUGCGCAUCGAGAACCUGGAGCUCAUGGCCGAGUACGGCACUAAUGCCUGGAAGGUGUACAACGAUAACCUGGCGUUCAUGAUUGAACUGGCACAAAAGGAGCUCCAGAGGUUCAGGAAGCAGGUCCAGGAUCUUAACUGGCAGCGCAAAAAUGACCAGCUAGCUGGAGGAGCCAAAUUGAGAGAGCUGGAGUCCAAUUGGGUGUCGCUGGUGAGCAAGAACUACGAGAUUGAGCGCGCCAUCGUCCAGCUGGAGAACGAGGUGGGACAGCUCCGACAACAGCAAGGAGACGAGAACAAGGAGAACAUUCGGCAGGACUUCUAGGACAGGAAGUGCACCUUCCUACCUGGAGCUAAGGAGGAUUCGGUUAAGGAGGAGGACCCAGAGGCGGAACAUCGGCCUUCGGGGAAGUGUUGGUGUGUCGGCUAUGAAAUCGGCACGGAUACAAAAACGAGCCAGCAAACAGGGUUUGAGUCAGCCCUGCGAACAGGCCGGGAUGAGGAAGAGUGCAGCCUGAAACACUGAUGGCACACGCAAUUAAUUUCUUUAGAGGCCAUGAUCGCUCAGGUUAGAGGAUAUGAAUCAUUUGUCUUUUUUUUUUUUUUGCUUUUUGUAAAACUGCUAGAUCAAAUGUCUGCGGUUAACAUGCCUGUUAUCUGCUCAGUUUUCUUACCGAAAUAUGUUUCAUGCGUUUUUUUAUUUUUAUUUUAUACUAAUAAACUCACCCAUUGUACAAAUGUGCAAGAAAUGUUUGAAAGUCAAACCCCGUGGUGGUAUUUACCACAACGCUGGUCUGUUUCAGCUUCUGUACGUGUUGAAUGUCUGUGGUAAAUCAAAAGAAGAGGAAGGGGAACCUUCCAAUCAACUUCAGAAAGUGGGAAUAGAACAAAAAAAGUCCAGAGGCUGUGCUCACCUGAUUCCCCUUGCAGUAUCUAAGCACUGUGUGUGCUGCCGUAUGUAAUUUGUUAUUAUAAUACACUUUUUAAUUGAACAACUUCAAGCAUUUUACUCCUUUCAGAAUUGGACAUAUACAGUUCUGUAUGUUUCAAUGUGUCAACUGUGCAGCCUUGGGAUUUAGGAGUUCCAAGUGUUUUGUCUAUCGUAAAAGUCAAGUGACCAAAUAAUUUAAUGGUGUUACAGAAUUUAGAAUGCAGUUAUAACAGGGCUGGCUUAUUUUUUUCCAUCUAUUGAAGACAAAUAAGUUGAAGUAAGAUGGAUGUACGUCUGUAUUGAUGACAUUUUCAUUUGUCUUUUAAUUAUACUGCACAACACUACAUUUUCAGAAAGUUAUGUUAUUAACGUGAUCUCAACUUUUUCCCUAUUAAACAUAAGGUUCUUUUUUUCUCCAUAUUACAGGUGUUAAUGGGUUAAAACUAAUCACAAAAUAGUAAUUAUUACGUACAUAUCAAAUAUUCCACCCAAUUGAGGAAAUUAGCCUUGUCAUGUGAUGCCACCAAAACCAAAAUAAACAUUCUCCCCACCCUCA
Molecule: messenger RNA, 1903 nt
Organism: Anguilla rostrata (American eel)
Lineage: Eukaryota; Metazoa; Chordata; Actinopteri; Anguilliformes; Anguillidae
Gene: bcas2
Product: BCAS2 pre-mRNA processing factor
Exons: 7
Coding region: 64-741 (225 amino acids)
Biological process (GO): mRNA processing
Cellular component (GO): Prp19 complex; precatalytic spliceosome; catalytic step 2 spliceosome
Source: RefSeq, a predicted model, not a curated record